Messenger RNA from Cynoglossus semilaevis (tongue sole), 935 nucleotides. It is a transcript of the gene folr, whose product is annotated as folate receptor. Gene Ontology annotation, cellular component: external side of plasma membrane. The record is from RefSeq and is a predicted model, not a curated record. The coding region runs from base 182 to 910 and encodes 242 amino acids. Lineage: Eukaryota; Metazoa; Chordata; Actinopteri; Pleuronectiformes; Cynoglossidae. The transcript is spliced from 5 exons. Gene Ontology annotation, molecular function: signaling receptor activity.
CAUAUUUUUCAUUAACCGGCUGGUGAGACUUACAAACACAGAGACACACACAUGCACAGAUGUGUGUCUUCUCAUUUUAGUUUAGUCUAAUCCAGUGUAUAGAAGAUAACUGAAGACACAAUUUGUACGAGAAUCACCACAGGGACAGCAGAGAGAACAUUACAGACAUCCAACAAGAGUCAUGUGGGCCAUAUUCACCUUAAUACUAGCCUUCUCCAGUGGCACACUUUCACUGGACAAACUCAACAUGUGCAUGGACGCCAAGCACCACAAAACAAGUCCUGGACCUGAGGGUCUACUCUACAAUCAGUGUGCGCCCUGGAAAAAUAAUGCAUGUUGCACAGCCAACACCAGCGAGGAGGCCCACAGUGACAACUCCUACCUGUACAACUUCAACUGGAAUCACUGUGGUUCCAUGAGCCCAAAAUGCAAGAAGCAUUUCAUCCAGGACACUUGCUUCUACGAGUGUUCACCACACUUGGGCCCCUGGAUACAAGAAGUGGAUCAGAGCUGGCGCAAGGAGCGCAUAGUGGAUGUCCCCCUAUGUAUGGAGGAUUGCCACAGCUGGUGGGAGGACUGUAAAGAUGAUUUCACCUGCAAGUCUGACUGGCACACGGGAUGGAACUGGAAUUCAGGUUUUAAUCACUGCCCUGCUGGUGCCAAGUGCAGAAAGUGGACUGAUUUUUACCCCACACCCAAGUCUAUGUGUGAACAAAUUUGGUCCAACUCCUACUUGUACACCACCCACAGCAAAACCUCUGGCCGCUGCAUGCAGCUGUGGUUCUCUGGAGAAAAUCCCAACCGAAAAGUAGCCGAGUAUUACCUCAACAGUGCACUGCAAAUGCCGAGCUUUACCUUGACAUCAAUCCUUUCCCUGGCUGCUGCGUCUCUGGCUAUGACGAUGUCCUAAAAUAAAAUCCGAUAAACACGAUAAC